AUGGUUUCUCAACUACAUUCAAAUGGAUCCGUAGAAGAAGAAGACAGCAAUGACCAGACCUAUUCAAUAUCAGAUCUAACAAUUGGAACAAAAGAUCAAAAAUUAAAUUUUGAAAAAUAUUUAAAUCCAAUAAUUUUACCAAAUCAAAAUCAUAAUCAAUCAUAUUUUAAAAAUUUAAAAAAUUUAAAAAACAAACAUGAAUAUAUUUUUGUAAUAAAUUGGGUUUAUCAAUUCAGAGCGUUUUUAAAACCUUUAGGUAGUGAAUCAUUUGAUGUGGAUUUAUUUGAAUUAGAAUUAUUAAAUUAUUUUCCUGAUUUAAAUUCUAAAGUAUUAUUUAUAAAUAAAUUAAAAUUAUCAAUUUUAAAAUUUUUAGAACCAACUACAAAGUAUGAGUUAGAUGAUUUUGAAAAAAUUGUUUAUUUAUGGUUUAGAAAUUUAACUCCUAUAAGUUUUGAAGAAGAAUAUAAUGAUGAAAAUAUGGAAGAAGAAGAAGAAAUUAAAGAGGAAGGAGACGAAAUAAAAGAAGAAAAACUAGAGAUACAACAAGAAGAUCAACAAGACUUCAACCCAAAAAAUUUACCAAAAUUUGAUUAUUUAUUAAUUGAAGAUAAAUUUAAAACAUUAUAUGUAAUAAUUAAUUAUAUAUCUAAAAAUCAUAAAUUUAGAUCAUGGAUUUCAAAUCAAUCAAAUAAUUUACCUGAUUUUUCAAGAAUUGAUCCCAUAUAUUCAAAUAUAAUCACUAAAAACAAUGCUCCCGCAAGAGAAGAAUAUUAUUUAUUAUUUGAUAAUCAAAGAUUAUAUAAAAGAACAAUAAAAUAUAAUGAAAUAAAAGUACCUAAAACUUUAAAAUCAUCACCACAAGAUCCAAAUGAAUAUUAUAAACCUGAACAAUUUGACAUAUCACAACAAAAUAUAAAAUUUGAAUUAUUAUAUAAUAAUAUAUUUGAAUUUAAUGAAUACCUAACAAAGAUCAAGAAUAAUAAAGCAUUAAAACCAAUAUAUAUGAAAUUAUAUAAACUGCAAAUAAUUGAAAAUUUUUUUGAAAAUGAGAUAAAGAAAAGAAAAUUCUUAAUUUCUAAAAAGAAAGAAAUUCAAUUAGCUAAUUUAUUGGCUGUUAGAAAAAGAUCUUUAAGAUUAAGAGAAAAAGAGAAAACUUAG
Lodderomyces pseudojiufengensis is the source of this 1158-nucleotide messenger RNA. RefSeq lists its product as uncharacterized. Lineage: Eukaryota; Fungi; Ascomycota; Pichiomycetes; Serinales; Debaryomycetaceae. The transcript has a single exon. The record is from RefSeq and is a predicted model, not a curated record. The coding region runs from base 1 to 1158 and encodes 385 amino acids.